This is a messenger RNA of Conger conger (European conger), 4280 nucleotides long. RefSeq names its product transforming, acidic coiled-coil containing protein 1 (gene tacc1). The transcript has 13 exons. The record is from RefSeq and is a predicted model, not a curated record. Gene Ontology annotation, biological process: mitotic spindle organization; cell population proliferation; cerebral cortex development. The coding region runs from base 440 to 2491 and encodes 683 amino acids. Lineage: Eukaryota; Metazoa; Chordata; Actinopteri; Anguilliformes; Congridae. Gene Ontology annotation, cellular component: cytoplasm.
CUCCCUCCCUGUGGAGUGUGAGCGAGCUAUCUGGCAGCCAGCUGAUCAGUGCUGUGGCAUUCGGAGAGAGGGAAGGAGCGGGGCGAACGCACAGAGCUUCACCGGGAGCGCUUUCGCAGUUCUGACACCCUGAAAAGAGGAAGCGGAGAAAAUAACAAAGUCGGCCAGAGGGUUUUUUUACCCAGGAAGGGAAGUACCUCGGCACAAUGAAGGGGGCCGGCUGGAGGAAGUGAAGAGAGCCACAGCUGCCUGGGCACUGGCCGCAGUGUAGAAGCCACAUCCCUGCGUCUCGCUCACAGACCGAGGGAGAGAGAAAACACUGGGUGUUUUUCACGUUUUUGGGUUGUUCGGCGUCGGCUGCAAAGUCUCUGUCUCUCUCCGUCUUGUGGAUCUCGAGGACCCAGGCGAGGCGGGGGAGAAGCCGGGCCCGGGGGCCGAGAUGUCGUACAGCUCCUGGUCCAUGCUUUCGCCCGUGCAGUGGGCCAAGUGGACCUGGUCUGCCGUCCGAGGCGGAGGGGAGGAGGAGGAGCGGGAGGAAGAGGAGGGCGGACGGCUGAAGGAUGAGGAAGAACUCUUCCAGGAGGAGGAGAAGUCUGGGGGCUGCAGCUCGGACUCGGAGGGGAACUUCGAGACGCCCGAGGCGGAGACCCCUGUCCACAGACCCCUGAAGAACAUCGGAGAACUGGACAACUGUACGGCCAACGGCACAGCAGGUCUGCCGGAGGAUGACACGCAGAUGAUCUGCACCGCUGCCGGGCUGCACGGCUCGCUCCUCGACAAGAACUCCAACCGGAACGGGCUCCCGCUGACGGGCCGGGACCAGGACCGGGCCGAGGCGCCGGGCGAGGAGCGGGACGCUCUCAACAACCUGAAGGGCGCCGCGCAGAUGCUGGCGGGCCUCACCGUCUCCGACCCGAACCAGAACCUCAACCUCCGGGCCCGCCCCGACCCGGCGGAGCCCAAACGGGCCCGGCCCCCGUCUCUGGAGAUGAAGGGCCCUCUGAACGGACCUGACCCCGGCGAGGUGGACGACGGGCCCGCCCCCGGGUUCGACCCGGACCGGUACAACGACAACGUCGACCCGUUCACCAACGGGGGCUCGGGGGUCGCCGGGGUCACGGCGGGAGACGGCCGGCCAAUCGGGAGGGAGUUCGGCCUGGAGGACGACUCUGAAACCGGGGAGGUGAAGACGGCUUCGGCCAAAAAGGCGGGGAACAAGCCCGGCGGCAGACGCACCCCCAAAAAAGCCAAGCUCAAACCGGCAGAGCUGGACGCAGUUCUGCCCAAGGGCUCGUACAGCUUUGACCCGGACGCUUUCGAGGGCUCUGUGGACCCCUUUCAGCCCUCUAAGACCUUAGCCGUGGACGGCUCGCUGAAGACGGACCCCUCUGCAGCAGAAGAGCCGCUCUGCCAGAAGCUGCAGGCCGACGGCCAGGAGAAGCAGUCACCCAAGAGGAACAAGGGCAGGAUGAUCACGAAUUCGUGCAAAGUGAAGAAAUAUGAAAACCAGUCUCUGGUUCUGGACAUCUGUGGCCAGGACGAUGAGGUCGCGGAGGCAAAGGUCCCCAGCAUCGCUCACCGCGAGGGCCAUGCCACCGACGAGGAGAAGCUGGCCUCCACCGGCUCCAAACCGGGCAAGGCCGAGGAGGAGGAGGAGGAGGAGGAGGAGGAGUUCUCUGACUGCGGUGGCAAGAACAGCAGCAGCAGACCGCUGGCUGGGGAAGGGAAAGAAAUGAAGAUCACAGACAAUCCAGAGGAAAAAGAGCCCUGUUUUCCAUAUGAAGACCCUGCAAAAAUCAAGAGCACAAAGCCAGCAGGAAGUGAGAGUAAUGACAAAGGAAGUCCAGUUCUGGACACCAUCUGCAUCAGCGAGGCAGACAAAGCAGCCGUCCUCACGCUGAUUAGAGAAGAGAUCAUAACUAAAGAAAUGGAGGUGAACGAGUGGAAGAGCAAGCACACGGAGAGCAGACAGGAAGUGAUGGAAAUGAGGAAGAUCGUGGCUGAGUAUGAGAAGACAAUCGCACAGAUGAUUGAGGAUGAGCAGCGCACCACCAUGAGCAGCCAGAAGGGCCUGCAGCAGCUGACCGCGGAGAAGGAGCAGGCCCUGGCCGACCUGAACUCCGUGGAGCGCUCCCUCUCCGACCUGUUCCGGCGGUAUGAAAACAUGAAGACCGUCCUCGAGGGAUUCAAGAAGAACGAGGAGGUGCUGAAGAAGUGUGCCCAGGAGUACCUGGCCCGCGUCAAACAGGAGGAGCAGCGCUACCAGACCCUCAAGAUCCACGCGGAGGAGAAACUGGACAAGGCCAAUGAGGAGAUUGCUCAGGUGCGCUCUAAGGCCACGUCGGAGAGCGUCGCUCUCAAUGCCAGCUUGCGGAAGGAGCAGAUGAAAGUGGAGUCUUUGGAGAGAGCUCUCCAUCAGAAGAAUCAGGAGAUUGAAGAACUCACCAAGAUCUGCGAUGAACUGAUUGCUAAGAUGGGCAAAACGGACUAAACCUUCCCCCUGGAGGCUCAGCCCUGGAUCUUCCUGCAGUGCUCAGUGACCCUUCUCCCUCUCUCCUGAGCCCCACGCACUCCUCCUCCACUCUGCAUGUGACAGCGGAUGCCACCCCAGCGUGACCCAGCGAUCGGCCAGCGCCUCUAGAACGCCCGGCUACGCUGACACUUUCGGUCUCACAUUUACACGGUCCUGUUUUUUUCAAGCACGAAGACACACCCACAGUGCAACUGCGGACCCUCAGAGCCAGGCGGCGGUCCAUCGGCUGCGGGUGAAUCAAAACGGCAGUUGAAGCACAUACCUGUAUGGAAACUCUUUUUGAACAAGUUACUGAUGUAAAGGUUCCUUUUGUUUAAAAUGCUUGUGUGGAUAUUGCGCGUACAUAAGCCGUUGUCAAACUAGUAACUCGUAGGUAACAAAAGUAAGAUGCUUUCAUUUGAGUACAGUAUGUGUUUUUGCGUUCUGCUAAAUCUGUGUUUUCUUGUCGGUUUUGCUUGAAUUCGGUUUCUUAAAUGCGUCCGCGUCAGUCGAAAUUCCAGACAGGAUUUGGGAGAGGGGUUGUGGGACAGAUGUUUUGCUUUAGAGAGACAUUUUACACAGGAAAUGAGUGGGAAAUUACCAGUAAAAAGGGAUCUACCACUCAAUAUCAAGGUCCUUGCUGUGUAUAGACUUGCUCCCAGAUACCCAGCAAGUGUACACAAAAGGACAUAAAUUGGAUUUUAUUUACUUAUUGUGAAGUGACCGCAUUGGAUUGCUUUUGAAUUGGCAGUCCAUUCCUGUGGAUGGUCAUUUGAAAUUUACACAAUCAGGUGUUUGACUAGGCUUGGGAGCCUCAGUGGAUGUCCAUCCUAAAUUACUUAUACCCACUGAAGGCUCUGCAAGUUUAGUUUUCUUCUGCCCUACAGAUGAGCUCAGAUAGUGAAUUUUUCCCACUGCCUGAUAUUGAGUGGGGCUGUUGCUUCAGCACUGAUAUUGCACAACCAAGAAUGAAGAUCAAUUUUAUUGUAGUGGUGUUGCCAUAGUUUCAUUAGACACAUGUGCGCAUGCAUACACAUGCACAUGCAAAUUCAUACAACUGCAUCUGCAUACAACUGCAUCUGCAUACAACUGCAUCUGCUAGCGCUCUUCGCUGUGCCAAGCUUUCAUUUCCAUAAAUUCUCUUCUGCUUAAUAACAUUUGUGCUGACUGACAGUAUACAUUAGAUCAUCAUGACCUCAUGUCCAGGUAUGAAGAAGUGCUUAUAUCAUGCUAACUGCUGGCUUCAUCGGUACAAAAAGUACUGUGACUGAAUAUUACGAAACAAACAAUAACUGGUAUGUUUAAUGAGUUGAGACUAUUUGAAAGCAAGGAUAUUUACUUUCAUGUGUAUGUACAAUAGUUUUGUCUCUUUGAAGAUUAUCAUUUGUGUAAUUACCUUUUUUUAUUUUAGGCACUUAACCUCCAAAGAAUCAAAUUAAGUGCACCUGUAAAGUGUUUUUUUUAUUUAAACUGAAGUAUACAUGAAAUGGUAAAUUGAGAUAAUAACGAACAGAUUGCACCUCCUCACAGAAAAACAGGCUCUUUGGGUUUUUGUUUUUGUUGUUGCUCCAGUUCAGACUUUCCUCCAUUUUGAAUGUGAGCCUUGGUGUUUUGUGAGAGGAGAGAGAGCCUGUGAAGUGUGAUGUCACCCUGGCUUCGGCUGUUGUUUUUGUAUGUCCGGUCAGGAGCCGUGCUGAGACUGAAGAAGAACUAAACCCUGAGACUAAACCCUUACCCUUACCCUCUACCCUGAGACUGAACCCUAACC